UUACCGUCAAAUUUCAUCCCUUUCUUAUUAGCAUCACCCAAUAAUUAUAAUAAACUAAUAAUGUAGACCACCACCACUAUGCGCAUUGCACACCCCACAUCCGCCGGCGAGGCUCCGGGGACCUCCAUGGACGUUGACGAGUCACAGACGAGUCUAUACAGAGCUCUGGUCGAUCGGUGCCAGAGUUUGGAGGCGAGUCACUCGAGGCUGAGAGAGCAGUUGGACGAGCUGGUGCAAGAGAUCAAGACGAACAAGGAGGAGAGAGAGAUGGAGGUGGGGAUCGAGGAAGUUGGUUUAGACUCCUGGUGUGGUGGUUUUCCGGGGUUCUUCGUUGAUGGGAGUCCGUAUAGGAGGGCUUUGGAGUGUAUGGGUCACGCUGUUCACGUUUGCAGAGCUUCUUCCGGGGAGAUCCUAUACUGGAAUCAUUCAGCCGAAAGGCUCUAUGGAUGGAAAGAAUAUGAAGUCCUUGGACAACAAGUUGCCGAAGUCCUAGUUGAUGAAGAAUACUACGAACCUCUUCAGAAAAUCAUGGACAGCUUGAGCAGUACUGGGCAAUCAUGGUCAGGUCAGUUUCCAUAUAAGAAGAGGUCCGGUGAAAUAUUUAUGGCGAUAGUGACAAAAAGCCACUUGUAUGAGGAUGGUGUGCUUGCUGGUUUUAUCACUGUUUCAAGUGAUGCUGCAUUAUUUAACAGUAUUAUAUGUUCCGAGAACCCGAGAACACGUGAUCAGGAUCGUGCCGGCCAAGAUCGUCAUCAACCGGCCAGAGUACUGCAGGGGUUAAACUUGAAAGGGAUUCAGUGGCCUCAAAAUUUCUAUUGCGGAGGCAUGGAGAUUAUACGUACUGCAGUGCAUGUGACUCGUCUAUGCACACGGACCAGGACACUGCAUGAGACACUGAAGGCAGCAAAGGUCUUGGCAAAGCUGCGCAUUAAGGGAACUGGGAAACGUGGAGAAGAAGAUGAUGGAGUUAUUCAAGAAAAUGAUGCUACAGAUUCGACGGAAAUAGCCUCAUGCCACUACAGUACUAGGGGUACAGAGGGAACAUAUUCUAAUGUAUACUAUAAUGGGCAUAGAACGUCUCCCAAUGAAUUUGAAGAUCAGACUUCUCUUCAUGUAGCCGCUUUAGGGGAGUGUACUGAGUGUUUUAGAUUACCGAGACCUGGAGAUCCAUUGCCAAGAAUAGGCUGCCAAGUCGACGCGAAGGAAAUGGAACUCCAAGUUUCAAACUUGAAAGCUUCGGAGAUAGAAGAUGAAAUGCAAGAACAAAAAGAUGAUAAACGGCUCCCAAGCUCAGCGGAGACGAUGGGCAGCGAUGGAAGCUCAUCAAGCAAAGGGGAGAAUGAGUCGAACUCUUUAGUAGAUUGUGAGAUUCGCUGGGAAGACCUAUACUUCGGGGACGAGAUUGGGCAAGGUUCCUAUGCCAUUGUUUAUCGUGGAAUUUGGAAUGGAUCGGAUGUUGCCAUUAAGGUUUACCUGGGAAAUGAAUAUAGCGAGGGAACUUUACAGGACUACAUGAAAGAGAUUGAUAUAAUGAAGAGACUAAGACAUCCAAAUGUACUGCUGUUCAUGGGAGCAGUAUAUACACAGGAGCGGCUUGCAAUUGUCACAGAGUUCCUACCCAGAGGAAGCCUUUUCAGAACUCUUCACAAGAACAGUCAGGCAUUAGACAUAAGACGGCGUCUGAGGAUGGCUCUUGAUGUUGCAAGAGGAAUGAAUUAUUUGCACCACAGACAUCCACCAAUAGUACAUAGAGACCUAAAAUCUUCUAACCUGCUUGUUGAUAAAAACUGGACUGUCAAGGUUGGAGACUUUGGCCUUUCAAGGCUAAAGAACUCGACAUUUCUAACAGCAAGAUCUGGGAGAGGCACACCUCAGUGGAUGGCCCCAGAAGUCCUUCGAAAUGAACCUUCAAACGAAAAAUCUGAUGUUUUCAGUUUUGGUGUCAUCCUGUGGGAACUAAUGACAGAAUCCAUUCCAUGGAACAAUCUAAAUUCCUUACAGGUUGUUGGAGUUGUAGGAUUCAUGGAUAGAAGAUUAGACCUACCACAAGGCCUUGAUCCCCCGAUAGCAUUCAUCAUCCAAGACUGUUGGCAAAGGUACGUACGUACUAAUCCAGAACAGCGUCCAUCGUUUCAAGAUGUAAUCCAGAGAAUGACGGCCCUAAUCGCGAGUACUGCUGCAGUUUCAACCCGAAGGAGCAGUACUACAGAAACUUAA
Molecule: messenger RNA, 2217 nt
Organism: Juglans microcarpa x Juglans regia
Lineage: Eukaryota; Viridiplantae; Streptophyta; Magnoliopsida; Fagales; Juglandaceae
Exons: 15
Coding region: 79-2217 (712 amino acids)
Biological process (GO): protein phosphorylation; regulation of DNA-templated transcription
Molecular function (GO): protein kinase activity; ATP binding
Source: RefSeq, a predicted model, not a curated record